Molecule: messenger RNA, 1779 nt
Organism: Impatiens glandulifera
Lineage: Eukaryota; Viridiplantae; Streptophyta; Magnoliopsida; Ericales; Balsaminaceae
Product: pectinesterase-like
Exons: 2
Coding region: 13-1599 (528 amino acids)
Biological process (GO): cell wall modification
Molecular function (GO): pectinesterase inhibitor activity; pectinesterase activity
Source: RefSeq, a predicted model, not a curated record
AAAGGAAAUUAAAUGGAUAAUAAUUACAUAAUGCUUGUUUUAUUGCCAAAUGUCUUCCUACUUGCCUACUGGUCGCCUAUGGCCACUGCCUCCACCACGACCGAUUCAUUUUGCGGUCAGACCCCAUACCCCGACCUGUGCCACCCCUUGACCGAGGUCUUGUCCCUAGAUCAUGCCGCAUUCCGUGGGGUUGCCAUGGAAGCCACCCUUCAAAGGGCUAAACAGGCUCAUAGCCUCAUCUCCAGCAUGGACCUUACCUCCUUGAAUGAGCCUCAAGCAAAGCUGGCAUGGUUGGAUUGCAUGGACCUUUAUGAGGAUACGGUCGUCCUUGUGAACCAAACCCUCCAUUCCACCAACCCCAUCGAUGCACAAACAUGGCUUAGCGCUGCCAUCACCAACUAUCAUACUUGUAAAAAUGGAUUUUAUGAUUUCCAGCUCUCCGCUCACUUGGAAUCAUUCCCCGUCCUCUUUCUCGCUGACUUGUCAAAAUUUCUUAGCAACGCUCUCGCAAUAAAUAAAAAUGAUAUUAAUAAAGCAACCAAAGGAUCAGGAGGGCGCAGGCGUCUGUUAUGGAGGAGGAGGACUGAUGGCUUCCCAGAGUGGCUUGGACGGGCCGACCGAAGGCUCCUCCAAUCAUCUACGACGGCAUCAAAUGCAGAUAUUGUGGUGGCAAAGGAUGGCUCCGGCAACUAUGAGACGAUCGCGGCAGCAGUGGCGGCAGCUGCUAGUAAAGGAGGUGGCCAGAGGGUUGUGAUCCACGUGAAGGCCGGAGUUUACAAGGAGAAUGUCCAGGUUAAACGGUCAAUGAAGAAAUUGAUGUUCGUCGGAGAUGGAAUUGGUGUUACCGUUGUCACCGGAAGCAAGAGCAACGGAGAUGGUUCCACCACCUACGCCUCUGCUACUGUUGGGAUAAUGGGAAAUGAGUUUAUUGCUCGGGAUAUGACUUUUGAGAAUACAGCGGGACCACAAAAGCACCAAGCAGUUGCCCUGCGUUCAGGCUCAGACCAUUCUGUAUUUUAUAGUUGUGAAUUCAAAGGAUAUCAAGACACCCUAUAUGUUUAUGCCCAACGCCAAUUCUACCGUGACUGCGAUAUACACGGGACGGUUGAUUUCAUAUUCGGGGACGCAUCCGUUGUACUUCAAAACUGUAACAUAUACGUGAGGAAGCCCAUGGGCAAUCAGCAGAAUAGCGUGACUGCCCAGGGAAGGACCGACCCAAAUCAGAACACUGGAAUCGUGAUUCAUAACUCACGUAUAACUGCAUCAUCGGACCUAAGGCCCGUUCAAGGCUCGAUCAAGACCUAUUUGGGCAGACCAUGGCAGAAAUACUCGAGGACAAUUAUCAUGAAAUGUGCAAUUGAUGGUGUAAUCAGCCCGGCCGGUUGGUCUCCUUGGUCUGGGAGCUUUGCUUUGAGCACUUUGUACUAUGCAGAGUAUUCGAAUACAGGGGCUGGAGCAAGUACGGGUGGGAGGGUCAAAUGGCCCGGAUUUCAUGUCAUUUCGGAUCCGUCUGAUGUUGCAAAAUUUACUGUGGGAAAUUUCCUCGACGGAAGUAGUUGGAUUCCGGGCACUGGAGUACCUUUCACUUCUGGGAUUUGAAUUCGUGGAAUUCCUUCCUUUCAUGAAUGUCAUCGGUAGGUAUGGCGUCAUUGUUGUAGAUGGAUUGAAAAGAUAGGACAGAAAGUGAUUUGCAAUGUAAAUGUACAAGUCGUACUCAGAUUUGUCAAUGUACUGGCGUAGGCUUGCGCUUGCACAGAAUAACCUGCGCCGUAAUUACUA